Molecule: messenger RNA, 2049 nt
Organism: Helianthus annuus (common sunflower)
Lineage: Eukaryota; Viridiplantae; Streptophyta; Magnoliopsida; Asterales; Asteraceae
Exons: 2
Coding region: 1-2049 (682 amino acids)
Molecular function (GO): RNA-DNA hybrid ribonuclease activity; nucleic acid binding
Source: RefSeq, a predicted model, not a curated record
AUGGAUAUCAUAUACGAGCAGUGUUUUAAACAACUUGAUCCAGAUGAUAAAGCACGUCUAAAACCGUUCUAUUUUCCCCUCACCAGAUUCUGCAAUGAAGCUGUAUUCCCAUUAGGGCAAAUAGCUUUCCCUGUGACUUUAUCGGAUGGCGAACAUUCACGAACAGUUACAGUCAAUUUCAUGGUCAUGCCGGCAACAUCACGUCAUGAUGUUCUGCUCGGAAGAAGAUCACAAAGAGAGUUCAGUAUGAUUACAUCUAUCCCACACGCUGCAUGUGGGUUCCCAACGGAAACCGGAGUUGCAAUUCUGUACUCAAGCAAAGAAGUCAUGUACGUGGACGACGAGCCACCAGCGAAGGUAGUCAAACCUUCAGCAUCAAACGAACCGGAGAAAUGGGUCCUGAACGAAGAAUACCCAGAGCAGACCAUCUCACUAGGACAUGCCAUUUCACCAGCAACACGAAUACAACUGAAAGCACUGUUGUCCAACAACAAAGAUAUAUUCGCUUGGUGCCCAGCAGACAUGACUGGGGUUCCACGCGACAUAGCGCAACAUUGCCUGAAUAUUAAACCAUCAGCGGAACCUGUUGCCCAGGCGAGGCGCAGCUUUAGCGAAGAAAAAGCGAAAGCCAUGGACGAACAAGUGGUAGAGCUACUCAAUGCGGGAAUCUUGCGCGAAGUAAAAUACCAUACAUGGGUUGCCAAUCCAGUAAUGGUCCAGAUGAAGGAAGAAGACGAAGACAAAACUGCAUUCCGCACAGAUAAAGGCAUCUUCUGCUACACUAAAAUGCCCUUUGGCCUGCGCAAUGCUGGCGCAACUUAUCAACGAUUAAUGGACACAGUUUUCAAAAGCGACAUCGGCAAGACAGUUGAAGUAUACAUGGAUGACCUCGUCAUCAUGAGCCAUGAGGAAGACUCAAUGCUCAACAAUAUUCAGCGUACAUUCGACUCUCUGCGCAGCGUAAACUUAAAACUCAACCCAACUAAAUGCUCCUUCGGCAUGGAAGAAGGAAAAUUUCUGGGCUUCAUAGUCACAAGAGAGGGCUUCAAAGUAAACCCAGAAAAAGUACUGGCUAUCCAGCAAAUGCCCUCACCCGCAACAAUAAAAGAAAUGCAAAGACUCGCCGGACGCUUAGCAGCCUUGAACAGAUUCUUGGCUAAUCAUGCGGCUAAAUCUUAUCCAUUUAUCAGUACGCUGCGAAACUGCGGGAAGAAAACCCCCUUUCAAUGGACACCUGAAGCAGAAGCAGCAUUCAAACAAAUGAAAGAAUGUUUAAUUCAGCUACCAACGUUGACUGCGCCAAAAGAAAAAGAGCCACUAAUCUUAUACCUAUCAGUCGCGGAAGUAGCGGUAGGAGCAGUAUUAAUGGUGGAACGAGAAAACGUUCAGACUCCAAUUUACUAUAUCAGCAAAAUGCUCACCGGCCCAGAAACUCGUUACUCAAUGAUAGAAAAAUUGGUUCUAGCACUAGUGCACGCAUCCCGACGUUUGCGCAGGUAUUUCUUGGGCCACGUCAUCACGGUUCUCACAAAUUAUCAUUUAGGCCAAAUCUUAUCAAAACCCGAUGUGGCGGGAAGAUUGGCUAAAUGGGCCAUUGAGCUGGGAGGAUACAAUAUCUUCUACAAGCCAAGACCAGCAAUCAAAAGGCAAGUUCUAGCAGACUUCGCUACUGAAGUGCCCAUCGAUAAAGUACAAGAAUGCGAGGCAAUCCAGAACCCUACACCUGUUUUCGACGACAGAGUCUGGACCUCACACACAGAUGGCGCUUCCAAUGAUGACGGAGCAGGAGCAGGCCUCCGAUUGGUCAGUCCGGACAAUCACGAGCUCACAUAUGCCAUACGCUUAGACUUCCAAAGUACCAACAAUGAAGCAGAAUACGAAGCAUUUUUAGCAGGCCUUCGUCUAGCGCUCAAAAUGGGGGCAAGAAACCUUGAGGCCAACGUUGAUUCAAAACUAGUAGCCGAGCAAAUUAACGGUUACUACGAUGCAAAAGGAGAAGCUAUGGCAUUAUACCUUAAACAAGCACGGAUGUUAAUCAGCCAAUUCUAG